AUGAUCUUCGGCCCCGAGGUCGUCUGUGGUCACGGCUGCGGUGACGACCUCAGCGAGAUGCCACGAACUAUGAACCUCGUAAGCAACCGCAGGGCUCGCUAUCUCGCCGAGCACCUAGGCUUUCAAUGUCCCUUGGGCGCCCAAGCAGGCGAAGGAAACUGUUUCCGCGAUCGCCCCCCGCCCUCUGACCCGGCAUAUGCUCGGCUCCAAGGCGGGCCGGCCCAUCAUCAUCAUCCUACGAUAUCGACGCACAACGUGCGUGGUAGAAGAGGCGAGACCGUCGUGGCGUUUGGCUUCAUCCAAGACGUGGCCGAAGAGUCUGACGGGGAGGAGCCCGGCCCGUGGCAACCGCACAUCUUCUACGAGCGCCGCGAUGUAUCGCACUGGUUUGAAGACGUGACGAGCCCGCAGCCUGACCGCAUGCAAACACCACCGCGCAGCACUGCCCGGAGCACGUUUCACCAAAGAGUCCGCCAACGCGGUCACCAGCAGCGGCACCAGACCGCCCCGAGCUCGACGGCGACUUCCGGCGCCGAGAGCGGAGCCAACAGCAGCAGCAGAAGGCGUCCCCGUUUCGCCCGAGGCGUGGACGAGUCCGUGGAGGAGUUCGAGUCUCUGGAAGAUUUCGGGUCUGCGGGACACUUCGAGUACGCAGACCAUUUGGAGUAUGCGGAAGAUUUCGAUUCUUCGGAAGAUUUCGACUCCAUAGACGAGCUCGAAUCCGUGGAAGAUGUCGAGAUCGCCGACGCCCCUCCGCCCGCGUCACGGCGAGCGAUCAGCGGCUUGGAGCGCAGGACUGUGGACAGGGCCUUCCGCGGGCGGGAGGGCGAGGGCGACAUGAACUGCUCCAUUUGCACAGACGAGGUGAGGCUGCGCGAAACGGUCACGGUCCUCCCGUGGACCAAGCUCUGCUCUGACGGCAGGACGAUUUGCCCGGGUGCCAAGUCCCAGUGCACCGUCGACGUCAGCGUCUACGUCGACCAGAGCGGCGGCGCCGUCAGCAGGCCCGUCUGCUGCGCUCCUGGCCAGAAGGCCCUCAAUGGCGCCUGCUUCGACGGCAGAGCCACGCUCGUGCCGUGCUACCAGAACGGUCGUGUGCCGUACGAUUGGACCGAGGGCUACUACUGCGCGUGGAGCGCAGGCAACGACGACUCCAGGUGCUGCAAGCUGGACGAGUACUACAAGGGCAAUGCGCGUGUCAAGAAGCCACGAGCCGGAUGCUGUGGGAGCCAUGUCGGGGAACCAUGA
Molecule: messenger RNA, 1248 nt
Organism: Metarhizium album ARSEF 1941
Lineage: Eukaryota; Fungi; Ascomycota; Sordariomycetes; Hypocreales; Clavicipitaceae
Exons: 3
Coding region: 1-1248 (415 amino acids)
Source: RefSeq, a predicted model, not a curated record